AUCAAAGAGAGUCUGUUUGAUCUUGGCUGUCUUCUUCCUUCUGUAAAUGAAAUACUGAAGUAACCUUCAUCAGAAAAUGAUGACAAAAUUGUUUACAUAUCAUAAUAAUUUGAUUUAGCACCCUUCUUCCAAAAAGCACACCCUCUGGAAUAAGUGCCCCCAUCCCCCCUGUUUUAUGUCAGAAAGUUAGAAAGGUGAUGAUGUUUUGCUAAAACUUCACUUGUAAUUUCAUGCUUGCACAAUUGAUCAUUAUUAUUACAUGUAUUGUUAUUAUUUUUAAGCUUGUCAUUAUUUUUAUACUGGCCUUUGUCAAGCAAAGGGUCAAAUCUGAACUUCAAAACUACAGUGGAUAUCCUGGUUUGCUGAUGUGAGUACAGAAAUUGAUUAAUAGAGCAAAAAGGUCAAGGCUUAUAUUGAAGGUCAGCAACAUAUAGUCUGAUCAUUGUGUACUUUUAAGUAGUUGUACCUAAGUCUAAGUGACACCCAGCUACAUGUACUUUUUUUCAAAAAAGUUGCUACUUGAAAUAAAGGCAAAGGGGAUGUGCUGCUGGUUUGGGUGGCAUUUUCAUGACUCUCUUAGCUACAAUGGGGUUACAUUUUCAUAGAGUUACUAGAUUGGGGACCAAUACAUUUUCAUGAUGUGGAAAAUUUUCCUACAUCAAAGUAAGGAUUUACAAAUAGGAAGGUUCAAAUUAGAUUGAAAUGUACCAGAAUAUUAAUGCACUGAAGAUGAAAAGUAAAGUGUUCUAAAUUCAUGUAAACAAAUGUGUUGCUUCAUUUUAGGAUCAUGACCUACUUAAAAGACUUGGGUUUAGCUAGAUAGAUGCACCUAUAAACAGAAAUUGACUAAGUUGGGAAAAAUUACUUUUCUGGUAAAGUGACUAACUUAGCAGAUGGGGUGUAUUGUUGGCCACAGAAUAGCCUAUAAUAGGGCAGGUAUUCCAAGAGGCCAGCAGCACAUGGGUAGACGGGAUCACAAAAAUAACACUUCCCGUAAAGUGACUCACUUAGCAAAUGAGGUGUAUAAUUGGCCACAGGGUAGACUAUAAUGGGGCAGGUUUUCUGAGAGGCCAGCGGACUUCAUACACAGCAAAAAUUGACCCAAAAACUCUGCCACCCCUGAUCUAUCAGGAAAUUGUGCCAUUUCAGUCAGAAUAUAAACACAUUCCCUUAUUGAAUGGGUUUAAUGGGAGUGUAUUUUUAAGUGAGCUAGUUGAGUGCCACUGUUUUACCAAUGUUUGUGUGGUUCCUUUCAGACCAUUUGAUUUUUUAAGUGAUUUUGGCAACAGAUUCACCUUUGCUGUUAUAUUUGGAGCCACUUCCAGCACAUGCCUGAAUAUGUUUUUACAACCAAAAAAUGGAAUUUUUCAAAUGCCUGACCCAGCUGGAUGGGUGCAGGGUAAGUGGUCAUACCAUGGCAACCUGAUUUUGAACAAAUUGAGUGUUUGUUUGUUUUGCUUUGUUUUUUCUCUCACUGUUAAAAUCAUUUUCAAAGACUAUAGUAGCUAUAGGUUAACUCAGUUGCUGUGGGCCAGUAUUAGUUUAUGAACAAAUUUUAAUAUAGUUAUAUGGAAUUUAACAUACAGUUUAAAUGACUAAGAGGAAAUACAUGCAUUGUCAGGGUUUUCAGGCAUUUGGUUUGUGUCUUAGCCAGCUGUUAGCAUCCGUGCAGUAUUUGUUGCAUUCUCCAGAGUUUGCAGCAGUACUCCUUUGGAUGUUAAGGCCCUGGGGCCGUCCUCAUCCAGUGGUAUACCUUAUCAGUGCAUGUGUUGUUGCACCAUGUGCCCGUGUUGUGUUUGCUGUUCUGUAGCAUGGGAUUCUUGUCCUUGAGGAUAGUGGUUCUCGGUGUUUCCCCCCUAAACCCUAAUUGCAGAGUUUCUUUUGCGGGGUCUAUUUCAGCAAGCUGCCAGUUUAGCAUUGGAUAGGACAGUUGGUGUUCUAGCACCUUGGGGUGUGACUGUAGUUGCAGCUCCUGGGCCCCUUGGGCACCUAGCCUCCAUUUGUGAUGGGGUGUGAACUUGAUAUUAAGUAAUUUAUUUGGAAUAUUUAGACAGGCUGGCUCAGUUUGGCUUUUAAAAGCAGGUGUAAAUGUGGGCCUCUAUAAAUGAUAACAAUGCCAGAUGACCACACUGGGAGCCACAUUUGUUACUCUUUGUUGAAGUCUGUCAGUUGUUUUACUCUUUAACUCUCAAGAUCUGAUUAUUAAUUAAUUCUCCCCUCAAGCUGCUGCACAUUUACAUAUUCAUCAGUUAUGAGAACUUUUCUGUUAGAUCAAGAAAACGUCUUCUACUUGAGAAGUUUUGGUAUUCUCAUCACUUGUUUGCAGGAUAAUGUGUGGAUAUUAUUGGGAGAAGUUACCUGUUAAUCAUUUCUGGGAGUUAAAGGGUUAAUGUCCCCUGCUUAUAACCAGUACAGAGAAGAUGUAGGAGAGUAUGGGGCCUAUGGUUUAUCAUCCUAAGCCAAGAGGACUAAAACGUCUAACCAUUUGCAGAUGAUGUAUCAAAGGCAGCACAUUCCCCUCAGUUAUUUUAAGACCCUGAGUGUUGUUGUGGUCUGGGGGUUGAACCCUCAACUACUAACACAGCCAUAACACCUUCACUAUAUAAAAAGAAAUGACAAGGACACAUCCAAACUGAUCGCUAGGUACUUUAAUCUCCCUAAUCAUUCUGGGCGACAUAUGGCACUUUGUGGCCUUUCCCUACAUCUAGGUAGUUUGAAGGGUCGCAAAAAACUUCAGAACAAAAGUUAUCUCUCAAAUAGGCACUCUUAAACCCCGCUGUAUCAACAACUAAUUUAUUCUUGUUUUCUCAUCACCAUAUUCCUGCCAAUAGCAUAGCUCCAUUUUCUGCCUAUAAAUACACACACAACUCACAGUUCCUCUAACUGCUCUGAUGAAGGGCUAUUGCACGCAAAACGUCAGCUUUUAAACUCUAUAAAGUGGCCAAUUUCCAUUAUCAACUCAACUCAGUCAAUAAUACUAAAUUACCCUGUUAUACUCUCCCACUGAUGCAGCACCACAGUUUCUAUACAAACUUACCCCCUUUACCUGCACAGCAGUCCAACACUCAACAUGAGCUAGCAGAAAAAAAAAAUAAUUCCUCUGUUUUAAUUAGUUUUUCAGAAUAUUGUCGCUGUUCUUGUGUACAGGAUCCUGUUCUACCCAUUUUUUGCCUGUCUGACAACUGACAACAGACUGGUUGGGUCCUUGUUGGGUUUUCUUUAUGUUACAAUCAGGUGA
Molecule: messenger RNA, 3238 nt
Organism: Pocillopora meandrina
Lineage: Eukaryota; Metazoa; Cnidaria; Anthozoa; Scleractinia; Pocilloporidae
Source: the annotation of a GenBank genome assembly